AUGAUCAUUUCAAAUUACAAACAGGGAGGAUACCUCAAGUUUAAUCCAGGUAAAUUACAAGUACGUCAUUUGGAUCUACAUGAAUACCAAAGCAAGAGUUUGAUGGAUCAAUAUGGUGUCAACACACAAAAGUGGCGUGUUAUUAGCAAGGCUGAUGAAGCACCAAAGGCUGCAAGCGAAUUGAAUGCCAAGGAGCUCGUCAUCAAGGCUCAGGUACACGCUGGUGGUCGUGGAAAGGGAACAUUCAAGGAGACUGGAUACAAGGGAGGUGUCAAGCUUUGCACCACUGGCAAGGAAGCCCAAGAGCUCUCUGGUCACAUGCUCGGCAAGCAUCUUGUCACCAAGCAAACCACCGCCGACGGCACAUUGGUGCAAAAGGUGAUGAUUGCUGAAUCGGUCGACCCAGCCCGUGAAUUAUACUUUGCCAUCUUGAUGGACCGUGCCUCGGGUGGUCCCGUCAUGGUGGCCAGUCCAAAGGGAGGAGUCGACAUUGAAGCUGUCGCCGAAGAGACACCAGAACUCAUCUACAAGGAGGUUGUCGACAUUACCAAAGGCGUGCAACCAGAGCAAACCCGUCGUCUUGCUGAAAAGCUCGGCUUCAAGGGUGACAAGCUCAAGAUUGCCCAAGAGCAAAUGGAGAAUUUGUACAAGCUCUUUAUCAAGAGUGACGCCACUCAAGUCGAAGUCAACCCAUUCGCCGAAACCACCGACGGCAAGAUCUAUGCCAUGGAUGCCAAGAUCAACUUUGACGACAAUGCCUCGUUCCGUCAAAAGGAUAUCUUUGACAUGCGUGACAUUGCCGAAGAAGACCCACGUGAGGUCGAAGCCUCGCAACACGGUCUCAACUACAUUGGUAUGGACGGAAAUAUCGGAUGUAUGGUCAAUGGUGCCGGUUUGGCCAUGGCCACCAUGGACAUUAUUAAAUUACACAAGGGCACUCCAGCCAACUUCCUCGACGUCGGAGGAGGUGCCACUGAAAAGCAAGUGACCGAAGCCUUCAAGAUCCUCACCAAGGACAAGCAAGUCAAGGCUAUCUUGGUCAACAUCUUUGGUGGUAUCAUGAAGUGUGAUGUCAUUGCUGCCGGUGUCGUCGGUGCCUGCAAGCAAGUCGGUCUCAAGAUCCCACUCGUCGUUCGUCUCGCCGGUACCAACGUCGAAAUCGGAAAGGAUAUUUUAGAAAAGUCUGGUUUUAACAUUAUCACUGCAAAUGAUUUGGACGAUGCUGCCAUCAAAGCUGUUGCCUCAAUUAGUAAAUAA
Molecule: messenger RNA, 1257 nt
Organism: Cavenderia fasciculata
Lineage: Eukaryota; Evosea; Eumycetozoa; Acytosteliales; Cavenderiaceae
Gene: scsB
Product: succinate-CoA ligase
Exons: 1
Coding region: 1-1257 (418 amino acids)
Biological process (GO): tricarboxylic acid cycle; succinyl-CoA metabolic process
Cellular component (GO): succinate-CoA ligase complex; mitochondrion
Molecular function (GO): ATP binding; succinate-CoA ligase (GDP-forming) activity; metal ion binding
Source: RefSeq, a predicted model, not a curated record